Haliotis rubra (blacklip abalone) is the source of this 1268-nucleotide messenger RNA. RefSeq lists its product as uncharacterized. Bases 282 to 1025 code for a protein of 247 amino acids. The transcript has 2 exons. The record is from RefSeq and is a predicted model, not a curated record. NCBI's taxonomy places the organism in Eukaryota, Metazoa, Mollusca, Gastropoda, Lepetellida, Haliotidae.
UUGAUUUUUAAUGUAUGUAGGAUAUGUUUGCUAAUAGGAAAGUAAUGUAUUUUGUGAAGGUCGUAGUGACCUACUUGGACUUGGUGUGGAUUACCACAGGAUGUGCGUACAGGGGACAACGUUAUAAUGGUGGAUUGGAAACGUGAUGACGCACGAUAGCAACAUUCGGGAGGAUCGCAAAGGCGUGGAAUCAGUCAAUCUUUAACGACUGUCCGUUGCUUUACGUCGAACGUUCUUAACGGAUACCCCACACAUCUUUGUGGAAAUACUUUUAUUUCACCAUGGACGAAGGAAGGUAUGGACAGGUUAGGAGACAGGAAGACCGGCACCGAAAAUUUGUCUGCAUCAUCAACGACAUUCUCAAAACAAAGACUGAUGUUUACGAGAGUUGUUUGUCUCGCGAGAAGUACGAGACCUCGUUCAAGUAUGUGAAGAACGCCAUGACAGUCCGGAGAGCCUUGGUGAGACAGAAGGUUCUCCAGAAAUGUCUUGAGAUGAGGAGGAGACGGACAGAUGGAGGGGUGUUUGGGAGGUAUAACGGCGCCAGCCUCCACUCCAUGUCCCGCGACGUGGAGUCCUACAUUGCGUCCAAGCAUCCUAAAGUCAGACGGCUUCAGAAGGUGCAAAAGCUGCUGAAGGACAGUGUUGAUAGUGGCGCCAUUUUGGAUACAGAAGCCAUGAAUGGCAAGGUUGAAGAAUUCUUUCGAAAGCGUAUCGAGAACCUGGAAAAUAGGAAGACGACGAGACAUUCCGUAAAGGAUGGCACAGUAGACAACGGCGGUACAGAAACAGAAGGUCGUGUUUCUAUUCAGACGGUUAAGGGCAAAGUACAAAAGCUGAAGGUUACACCCCUUCCGGAACUGAAGGUCAAGGACAAAUUAAUUGACCUUGAUACGAGUGAUCAACGUUUUAUUAGGGAGAUCGUAUCUCCGUCACAAGGGGAUACCAAUCCAUUUGUGCUCAAGAGGAGACCUACAUUAGUUCUACCUCCCAUUACACCAAGCAAAGCACUUGUUCAAUACUGACACUGAAAUAAUUUGAUGAAACUGUGAACUCCAAAAUGGUAAGGUCAGUAUUUUGAAACAGACAUUGAAAAUGUUUCUAAAUGGAACCUUACAGACAGAUUAUUGUCAUUCUGUAACGGUAAUUACUAGCUAUACCCAAAGUCCAAGUUUCUUUCCACAUGUUUAUAUUUUUAAUGUAUGCAACUAAAAAGUAUGUAUAACGAACCAACGAACUGAUUUUUCACUAAAACAGCCCUAAAGAUC